Messenger RNA from Mus caroli (Ryukyu mouse), 735 nucleotides. RefSeq names its product prolactin-7D1. Gene Ontology annotation, molecular function: hormone activity; prolactin receptor binding. Lineage: Eukaryota; Metazoa; Chordata; Mammalia; Rodentia; Muridae. The record is from RefSeq and is a predicted model, not a curated record. Gene Ontology annotation, biological process: response to nutrient levels; female pregnancy; positive regulation of lactation. Gene Ontology annotation, cellular component: extracellular region.
AUGCUCCCUUCUUUGAUCCAACCAUGCUCCUCUGGGACUCUCCUGUUGCUGCUGAUGUCAAAUCUCUUCCUGUGGGAGAAGGUGUCCUCUGUACCCAUAAAUGCCAGUGAGGCUGUUCUCAGUGACCUGAAGGACUUGUUUGAUAAUGCCACUGUACUUUCUGGAGAGAUGGCUAAGCUUGGUGUAAGCAUGCGCAAAGAAUUUUUCAUGAACUCAUUCUCUUCAGACAAGUUCAAUAAGAUUAUAUUAGAUUUGCACAAGAGUACGGAGAAAAUAACCCAGGCUUUCAACAGCUGCCACACUGUUCCCAUCAACGUUCCUGAAACAGUAGAGGAUGUCCGAAAGACAUCGUUUGAAGACUUUUUGAAAAUGGUGCUCCAUACGUUGCUGGCCUGGAAAGAACCUCUGAAACAUCUAGUGACAGAACUCAGUGCUUUGCCAGAAUGCCCUUAUAGGAUCCUAUCAAAGGCCAAAGCCAUUGAGGCUAAAAACAAAGACCUUCUAGAGUACAUCAUAAGAAUAAUAUCCAUUGUUAAUCCUGCAAUCAAAGAAAAUGAAGACUACCCGACCUGGUCAGAUUUGGACUCCCUGAAGGCAGCUGAUAAAGAAACUCAAUUUUUUGCUCUUUAUAUGUUUUCCUUCUGCCUGCGUCUUGACCUAGAAACAAUUGAUUUUCUAGUCAAUUUCCUAAAAUGUCUGCUUCUUUAUGAUGAUGUCUGCUACUCAGAAUUUUGA